UUUCCAUCUCUCUUUUUCUUCUCCCAAGAGAGCGAGAAGAAAACCCUACGCACCCCAAUCUCCCCUCAAGAAAACGCACGAAGCUUUGGAAGCCGGCGGAACCAGAUCGACCAUGGUGUGCAUUCGCAAGGCCACGGUGGACGAUCUGCUGGCCAUGCAAGCUUGCAACCUGAUGUGCUUGCCCGAGAACUACCAGAUGAAGUACUACUUGUACCACAUACUCUCCUGGCCUCAGCUUCUCUACGUAGCGGAGGACUACAAUGGCCGGAUCGUCGGGUACGUUCUGGCGAAGAUGGAGGAAGAGACCAACGAGUGCCAUGGCCACAUCACCUCUCUCGCCGUUCUCCGAACUCAUCGCAAGCUGGGACUCGCUACAAAGCUCAUGAAUGCUGCUCAGAACGCCAUGGAACAGGUUUAUGGGGCUGAGUAUGUUUCUCUGCAUGUGCGUAAAAGCAAUCGCGCUGCAUUCAAUUUGUACACUGAGACGCUGGGGUACAAGAUACAUGACGUGGAGGCGAAGUACUAUGCAGAUGGAGAGGAUGCAUAUGACAUGAGGAAGCAGCUCAAGGGAAAGCAGUACCAUCAUCACCAUCGUCAUGGGCAUGGGCAUGCUCAUGGUCAUGGUCAUCAUCAUCACCAUCAUCACCAUCACCAUCAUCAUGGGGAUGGGUGUUGUUCAGGCGAUGUUAAAACCGGGGGAAUUGAAGCUGGACAAAAACCGGAUUCAAAGGCCAACAAAGCAGGCUGAUGAAGAGAAUUGAAGUGGGAGGUCAGAGACACUGUUGGCUAUUUUUAUGUCAUUUUUCUGUCAGUUCAGGUACUUUCUCUGUGAAAAGGAACAAGGAAAAUGCAGCUCUUGAAAGUCCAAUGGAAAACUCUUCACAAGUUUGUCUGUGAAUCACUCUGAAGCGUGUGACAUAAAUUACGUACAUUAUUUAGCAA
This is a messenger RNA of Syzygium oleosum, 942 nucleotides long. Its product is annotated as N-terminal acetyltransferase A complex catalytic subunit NAA10. Gene Ontology annotation, biological process: N-terminal peptidyl-glutamic acid acetylation. NCBI's taxonomy places the organism in Eukaryota, Viridiplantae, Streptophyta, Magnoliopsida, Myrtales, Myrtaceae. Gene Ontology annotation, molecular function: protein N-terminal-serine acetyltransferase activity; protein-N-terminal-glutamate acetyltransferase activity. The transcript is spliced from 2 exons. Gene Ontology annotation, cellular component: NatA complex. Bases 113 to 748 code for a protein of 211 amino acids. The record is from RefSeq and is a predicted model, not a curated record.